Fusarium pseudograminearum CS3096 is the source of this 1017-nucleotide messenger RNA. RefSeq lists its product as uncharacterized. Lineage: Eukaryota; Fungi; Ascomycota; Sordariomycetes; Hypocreales; Nectriaceae. The transcript has a single exon. The record is from RefSeq and is a predicted model, not a curated record. Gene Ontology annotation, molecular function: catalytic activity. The coding region runs from base 1 to 1017 and encodes 338 amino acids.
AUGUUGAUGCCCACGAACCCGCUGAGUGCCGCGAGCGUGGUGACUCUUUUAAGUCUCGUAUCCGCUUGUCUGGGCUUUUCUGCCUCAUUUGACUCUUCAAAACUCCCUAAACUUUCCCCCGUCAAUCAUGUCAACACAUCUGUCCUUUCCAUUGAGUAUUUUGACUCUGCCCCAAACAACAAGACUGCUCCUGUCGCAAUCCUCAUCCAUGGCUUCCCCUACUCCAUUGAUUCGUAUGUCAAAGUUGUUCCUGGCCUUGUGAAGGAGGGCUAUCGGGUAGUUGUGCCAUCGCUACGAGGUUUCGGAAAAACUACUUUCCUCUCAUCGUCCACACCGCGAAGUGCCGAACAGGCUGCAUUGGGGAAAGACAUUAUCGAUUUGAUGGAUGGAUUAGACAUCGACAAGGCCACUUUCGUAGGUUACGACUGGGGAACAGUUGCUGUCAACACUGCAGCCGCUCUUUGGCCUGACCGAUGUUCUGGUAUGGUCGCAGCCAAUUCAUACCUCAUCCAAAAUCGCCAGAACGCGUGGGCCGUAACCCCGCCAGACUCUCUCGCCACUAGAUGGUACUUCUAUGUCUUCCUCACUCCACAAGGCUACAGCUCUCUGGCCAGCGACGUCAAAGGAUGGGCCCGCGCCCUUUGGAGCAAAAACAGCCCACAGUGGAAUUUCACCGAACCCGAACUGGACGUUGCAACUCUAGCACUUCAGAACGCCGAUUAUGUUGAUAUUGCCACCAACUUCUAUCGUAAUCGGCUACUCUACGCGCCUGGCGAUCCACAGUAUUCGGAUCUCGCCUAUACACUUGACCAGCAACCUCCCAUCACGGUUCCAUCUGUAACUCUUGAUCCAGACCAAGCUGUAGUGUUCCCAGCCACGAACGGAUCUUCCACAGCCAAAUUCUUCACGGGACCGAGAGUGCACCAUGUUGUGCCUGGUUGUGGCGAGGCUAUUCCUUUGGAGAAACCACAGGUUUUGGUAGACGCUGUUCUGGAAGUUGAAAAGCUACGCCGCUAG